AUGAUCAAAGAACAAACACCUUUAGUUUACAAAUUUGUCGAUACACCUAUAUCGUCAGUAUUACUUGUCUUCAAACAAUCCAAUCGACAUCUAGUGUAUGCUUCACUCGGUAUCGAUCGAUCUCGUCUAUUUAAAAUUGUAAACAAAGUGUUCCAACAACUGUCAAAGACAACACACGUCACUUAUAAAUUUAUACGGGAUACAGAUGAGAAAUUUGAAACUGAGGCAACUGAGUUCGUUGAGUUAAUGGAUGGUACUCGUUCAAAUACAAAAUGCAUUCAAUGUGAAUAUUUAUUUGGAACAGAAUUUCAAAGAAAAGUAUGGGACCAAUUAGUGGCUAUACCUUAUGGACAAACUCGUAGUUAUGGUCAAAUUGCUUCUGCAUUAGGCGACAUAAAGAAAUCAAGGGCUGUAGGUAGAGCUUGCGGUGCUAACAACAUACCUGUAAUCGUACCUUGCCAUAGAGUACUUGGUGGAACAGGUGAUUACGUAUCUUUCAAAUGGGGGGUUAAAAUCAAGAAAGAGUUACUUGUAAAUGAGGGUUAUAAACCAUUACCAAAUGCUAAAUAA
Messenger RNA from Maudiozyma saulgeensis, 570 nucleotides. The record is from the annotation of a GenBank genome assembly. NCBI's taxonomy places the organism in Eukaryota, Fungi, Ascomycota, Saccharomycetes, Saccharomycetales, Saccharomycetaceae.